AUGUCAACCGACGUCUUUCGGCGCGUUGGCCGUGGCGGAGCGGGCAACUUUUACAGCAAGCAAGAAGUUGAGAAGGCAGCCAAGGAGAUCCUCACUAACACGACAACCACCGCUCCGACCUACACUCGCGCCGGCCGUGGCGGUGCCGGUAACUUCACCUUUCCAACCCCGACCUCUCCAACCUCCGCCGAUCCCAGCCCAGACCUGGAAGCGCAGAGACCACCGUCCCCAUCCAGAAUUGAGGAGACGCGUGCCGCUGUAGCAGCAAGCAUCGCAGCGCGGCAACGGGCUGGAGGACUAAGUGGGCGGGGGGGAGCUGGGAACUGGAGAGACGGAACAGAUGCAGAGAAAGAGAGGCAGCGACAGCGCGAGGAAGAGGAGCGAAAGGAGAAAGAAGUCGAGCUGCAGGUGCUAAAGGAAGUCGAUGUCGGGCUGGCGGAACCGGCGAGAGCAUAUCAUCCUGUUGGUCAGGGGCAGGGGUAUGAGGAAGACUAA
Molecule: messenger RNA, 495 nt
Organism: Thermochaetoides thermophila DSM 1495
Lineage: Eukaryota; Fungi; Ascomycota; Sordariomycetes; Sordariales; Chaetomiaceae
Exons: 2
Coding region: 1-495 (164 amino acids)
Source: RefSeq, a predicted model, not a curated record